Manihot esculenta (cassava) is the source of this 1149-nucleotide messenger RNA. RefSeq lists its product as uncharacterized. The transcript has a single exon. Bases 93 to 689 code for a protein of 198 amino acids. The record is from RefSeq and is a predicted model, not a curated record. NCBI's taxonomy places the organism in Eukaryota, Viridiplantae, Streptophyta, Magnoliopsida, Malpighiales, Euphorbiaceae.
AUAAUCAACUCUAUGGUCUAUAAGAAAUGCAAACCCUUCCUUAGAAUUCUUCUGCUUAUCCAUUUCCGACAAGAAAAUUAAACAAACACUUGAUGUCUCAUUCCAGCCUGGGAAAGAAGCUUCAACCUGCAAAGAAGGCGUGGAAACGCUUAGCCAAAACAGUCGAGGCAAAAUUCCAUAAUCUCAACUUAUCUAAAGCCAUCAAGGUCAUCAAGACCAACUCCAGUCGCCUCCUCUCUUAUUGCUCUAUCCGUUUCGUCCAUCCUCUCAAGAAACGUUUCUUAACAACACCACCUUAUCGUGGCUACCGUUCCAACAGCCAUCCUUACCGACACUAUUAUAGCAACAAGAACCAGGUUCAUAACAAUUUCUCACCCAUAUACAUAGACCAGCUCUAUUCUGUAGAGGCUGCAGGAUCGUCGACGUUUUUGCUGCAGGCCAAGCAUUUCAAUGCAGAAACUAGCAGCAGAGGUAAACAGUUGGUUGAUGAGCAGGUUUUACCCAGAAAAGAAGAGAAAGUGCUUUAUAGCAUUGAAGAUGCUUGGAGAGAAGUUGUUGCUAAAUCACCGCAGCUACGGCCAGUGGAUGAGAGAGCUGAGGAAUUUAUAUCAAAUUUUCAUAAAGAUAUAAAGCUUCAGAAGGAGAAAUCAAUUCUUGAAUUUGAGGAGAUGCUGGCUAGGGGUGCCUAGCUAAAGGAUCAAUUUGCAUUCUUUUAUCCCCUUUUUAUUUUAAUUUUAUCAUUUACCAAGAGUGUGGAUUAACAGGAAAAAAAAAAAAGAAGAUAUUAGCUAGGUUUAUAAAUUUUACUUUUCCAGUAAACAACAGGGCCAACGCCCAAUACUAGGAAAAAAAAAAACAAGUACGAGGUACACGACUCCGCUAAUAUCAUGAAGAAGACUGCUCAUACUGGGUGCCAGUGUGGGAGGGCGAGGGAACCCAUCAUUCACGCCUAGAGGCUAGAGUGGCUUUACUAAAAGAUGAAUUGAAGAAGACCGUCAUUUCUUUUAGUUAAUUUUUUUUUUUUAUCGAAAACGUGUGACAAUGUAAUUAAGAGUAUUUGUGUGAACCUUGUUGAGUUUUCUUUUGAACUAUAAAAUGUGUAUGAUUUUUCUUUUUGUGACUUAAGGUACGGUGGAUUUUGAUAUUGAU